AACAAAGAACAUCAGAAACCCGGCUCGAUGUCUUUCUCGGCGCAUGCGGCACGGCUUCGCGUGACCUUGCCUGUGGCGUGCUUGGUGACCUAUGAGUGGCGCCGGCCGAGCAGAUGUGAGGGGCGGCUGUACCGGCAAAGCACGGACGACCCGCAGCGGGUGCUGCAGUGGCACGCCGCCCACGGCGGCUUCGUGCACGGAGCGGUCCGCGCCUGCCAACUGCCGGGCCUGGGCUGGGCCCUGUGCGCCCAAGCGCCGGUGUCUUCCGGCACCGUGCUGGUGACCACGCCUGGGUCUUUGCUUUGGACGGCCUUCGACAAAAGGGCGCCCCAAGCGGCACCGCUGGCGCCCGGGGAGCGCCUGGCCAGCGCCUCCGCGCAGCUCCGGCGGCGCCUCGUGGCGGCGCAGGCCGCGGGCGAGCCCUUCGUGGAGGCGAUGCAUCCACCGGACAGCAUCCCACUGCAGAUGGUCGCCGGCUCGGUGCUCGAUCCGCCACCGGAGGCGGCGGUCGGCGCGCUCAAGGGCACAACUUUGCUGCAGCACACCCUGUCGCUGCGGUCCAGGCUGCUGGAGGCCAUAGGUCCCGAGCUGCGGGCGGCCAAAGAUGCCCAAGCCUUCUGGGAGGCUUCCGUGUGGGCACAGGCGGUGAUCAUGAGCCGGGCCUUCCAUGUGCCCAAAGACAGCGACCGGCUGGCGCUGAUCCCCAUCGUGGACAUCGCCAACCAUGCGCCCACCUACCAAGCAGCCAACGCGGAGAUCCGGGACAACCCAGACGGCAGUAUUUCCAUGGUCGCAAGCCGCGACAUUGCCUCCAACGAAGAGGUCUGCAUCUGCUAUGGCGAGUACAGCAAUGAACAGCUUCUCUUUUGCUACGGCUUUGUGAUUCCAAACAAUCCGUGCCAAGGUCUGCUUUGCCCCUUGCCGGUGCCGGACACGGCGGGCCGAGCCCAGCUGCUGCAGCGCGCGCUGCGGAGGCUGCGGGCGACGUCGAAGGUGCCGGCGGAGGCGUUUGCAGCGCUGCGCAGUGGCAAGGACGGCGCCAUAGAGCUGCUGUCGGCCCUCAAGGUAUGGAACAUGCCCGAAGACGAGGCUCAAGCCAUGCUCAAGGAGGGCAUGGAGAUCACGCCGGGAUUUCAGGAGUUCGCCUCCGCCUUGGACUUCUUGGAGGCCUGGCGCAAGGAGAUCCCGGCCGGCGAGGAUGUCGAGAGCUACAAGCCGGCGCGGCUUCUGCAGAGCGAAGCCCGUGAGCUCAUCGAGAACGCCAUUGCGGAGGUGUCAAGUCAGCUACCGUGGCCGCUCUACCUGCGAUUCUGCCUCCGGAAGGUGAUCUUCUGGUGACGACUUCCGCCUGGCAUCGGAAUGCGUUCGGUGCGUACCAUCGGCAAGCCCUCACCUGAAAGCCAGCCACGUCAACGAAGCAGGCGGAAAUGUGACAUGCG
Molecule: messenger RNA, 1439 nt
Organism: Effrenium voratum
Lineage: Eukaryota; Dinophyceae; Suessiales; Symbiodiniaceae
Source: the annotation of a GenBank genome assembly